Molecule: messenger RNA, 837 nt
Organism: Suhomyces tanzawaensis NRRL Y-17324
Lineage: Eukaryota; Fungi; Ascomycota; Pichiomycetes; Serinales; Debaryomycetaceae
Exons: 1
Coding region: 1-837 (278 amino acids)
Source: RefSeq, a predicted model, not a curated record
AUGAAGCUUUCCGUUCUAGCUACCAUAAUUACCUUAGCUACCGCACAGUGGUACCCCUUGGGACGAGAUGGUGAGAUUCCUUUGGCAAUAAGCCCUUAUACAGUGGGUGAAGAAGUCUUAAUUGACUGUAUUGCCCGUAACAUCGACAAUGGUGAACACAAGUUCGAUGAUCAAGAGAGAAUCAUAUAUAGUUCCUUUCCCAUCUGCAAAGAAACAGGGAAGCCAUUGAGUUUCAAAUACGGAAUCAGUGAGGACAAGAACUGUACCAUAGGAUUUACUGAUCAGUUGUACCAUUUAUUCCAAUUAUACAUUCAUGAAGAUGUACCAUUCAGUUGCAGAUUACCUUUGAGUAAGGAACCUAACUCCAUUGAAAAAGGUGGAGCAUUCAUUCCAUUGACCUUCAACUUCAGAGGUGAAAUCCACGAUUCACACUUGGACGUUGAUUCGUCACUCAAUGUCUUGUUCUCCAAACCAACCUCCAAAAGGCCAGAGGAGAACACAUUUAUCAGUGCAGUUGCAUUCUCAUCUGGUACAAAUGCUACAAGAAUUGUGAUCGGGGAUUCCUUAACUCUUAAUUUGGCUGUCAGAUGGUACGACAACUUAGCUAACACCAAUUCUUUGUCCAAGAAUUAUCAAGGCCUUUUACCAUACGCUGAUGGAUUCUACAAACUACCAAUAAAUUUCGUUCCUAUCAGUUAUUCUUCAUUCUAUAUCAUCAUUCUCCUAGUGGCUUUAACUGCAGGUUCAUUGAGCUGGAUUUUAUCUAAUUUCUACCCAAAGAAGUUGAAGGGAUAUAAACCAGUCGAUGCAGAAACCGGGUUUAGCAAGCUUGAUUAA